UGAAUUGCUGAUUAAUUGUGAUCCAACGCUGUUGCGCUAAAUAAUAAUAACAACAAUAAUAAAUGUCAGAUGAGACAUUUUUAACGAGCGUCAGAUCAAAACGAAGGAUUUAAAGAUUUAUUGAACCGACGAAAAGAUUUUUACAUUUGAUUACACAGUAGUAAAGUUUAAUAUCUUUAUAUAAACAAUGGAUGAUUCCUCGUUGCAAAAAGUAGAGCUGCAAACAGAUGUCUAUAUGGUAUGUUUGCAACAUGCCUUAUCAACCGAAAACUUUGAAGUGAUGGGUUUAUUAAUUGGCAAUUUUGCUUGUGGAAUUGCUAAAAUAUCAGCUGUUAUCAUUUUACGGCGUUUAGACAAAAAGAAAGAUAGGGUAGAAAUUUCUUCUGAGCAAUUAUUGAAAGCUGCUGCUGAAGCUGAACGAUUAACAGUAGAAUUAAAUCGACCUAUGCGUGUUCUCGGCUGGUAUCACUCACAUCCACAUAUUACAGUUUGCCCAUCACAUGUUGAUGUCAGAACUCAGGCUACUUAUCAAACAAUGGAUCACAGCUUUGUAGGCUUGAUAUUUUCAGUAUUUUCAGAGGGAAAAGAAUCAAAGGAACAUGAAAUCUUUUUAAAUUGCUUUCAAUCAGAUAAUGGUGAAGCUACAGAAAUACCAUUGGAAAUAGUACAUACUCCAGAUAUUUCAGAUAGAUGUUUGAGAACAAUGACAGACCUAUCAAAAAUUUUGGUACAGGAAGAAGAAGAUAUGGCUGAAGCUUGUAAAGAUCAUCCAGAUGUCCUUGCCAGUAUUCAUAAUAAUGCUGUCAGAACACGAGCGUUGAUUCAUAUAACAGAUAUUAUUACAAAGCCUUUGGUACAAACAUUUGAAAAGAGAAUAGCAUUGAAUAAAUUGCGUGCCACGCAUCUUCAAAGACAAUUACAGGAGUUACAGAAAAUGUGUAAUGGAUAAAUUUUUUUUAAGAGAAAAUGUAGUUAUAUCAUGAUAUAAAUUAAAAUUUAUUUGUGAGCAUGAAUAAUCUGUUCAUCAAAACUAUGUUGAGUAAUAAAAAUAAGAUUUC
This is a messenger RNA of Camponotus floridanus (Florida carpenter ant), 1058 nucleotides long. Its product is annotated as lys-63-specific deubiquitinase BRCC36-like. Gene Ontology annotation, cellular component: BRISC complex; BRCA1-A complex. The transcript has 7 exons. Gene Ontology annotation, molecular function: metallopeptidase activity; cysteine-type deubiquitinase activity; polyubiquitin modification-dependent protein binding. The record is from RefSeq and is a predicted model, not a curated record. The coding region runs from base 188 to 949 and encodes 253 amino acids. NCBI's taxonomy places the organism in Eukaryota, Metazoa, Arthropoda, Insecta, Hymenoptera, Formicidae. Gene Ontology annotation, biological process: double-strand break repair.